AUGUGGAGGGAAAGUUGGCAAACACCCCAACAUGGAGAGGAGGAAGAGGUAUCCCACAAAAAUCCCCUAGAUAUAGAUGGAAUGCCUAAGAAAAAGAGCUCUUUAGAUGAGUUUAGCCCAGAGUUUUUUAGGUACCUGAGGUAUUCUAUGGUUGUGUCUGAAAGACACCCUUGUGUUGAAAGAACUCUGGAAUUUGUAUCAAAGUUUGUUGUCUCACUUGGUACUAAAGACAAGAAAGAUGUUCAACUUGAGGAGACAAAUGUUAUUAAAAAUGAUGAUGACACUGAAGAACUGGAAAAUCCAUUUCUCUUAAAAGUUUUUGAGUUUUUGCUUAAGUGUAGUGAAGUUUGUAAUGUUCAUUUCAGAACUAAUUGUUAUAAAAAUGAAAUACAAAAACCAACUUUAGAGUCAGAAUGUCAUUGGGCAGAAUUGUUAACUUGUAGAACAGCUUGUUGA
Molecule: messenger RNA, 456 nt
Organism: Limulus polyphemus (Atlantic horseshoe crab)
Lineage: Eukaryota; Metazoa; Arthropoda; Merostomata; Xiphosura; Limulidae
Product: condensin complex subunit 3-like
Exons: 3
Coding region: 1-456 (151 amino acids)
Source: RefSeq, a predicted model, not a curated record